GUCUGAAACACUCCACGCGCAAUGGCCUCGACGCAAGCACUCAGUGCGGCGGCACAAGACCGCAAAGCUCGUCUCGCCCAACUCAAGUCGCUCAAGCGCAAGGCGCCCGACGCAACAGCAGAUUUGCAACAAGACGAUGAAAAUGCACCAUCUGCGGCAGCAGAGCCACCAGCACAGAACGAAGAUGAUGUGACGAUGCGCUAUGUUUCCGGACGCAACUACGAUCAUGCUACAAAGGGCGCCAAACUCGGUUUCGAAAGUGCUCCUGACCAAGGGCAAACGACACUCGAACUCAAAGCCGCAGAACUAGCAGCCGAGACGAAGCGACAGGCUGAAGAAGCGGAGAAGAACGAUGCGCCCUUGGACUUGUUCAAACUGCAGCCGAAGAAGCCGAAUUGGGAUCUGAAACGGGAUCUGGAUCAGAAAUUGUCCACGCUGAACGUCCGAACAGAUAACGCCAUAGCCAGGUUGGUGAGGGAGAGGAUACAGAAGCAGCAAGAGGCGGCGAGAGGAAGAGCGAACGGAGCCGAGUCUCGAGGAGAUGCAGAGGCUCAGGGAAUUGAAGGCGCUACGCUCGUGGAGGCAACGAACGUGAGGGAGCGCGAGGACGAGGAGGAGGCGAGAAGAGAGCGCGAAGAAGAUGAAGCACUGUUGGACGGCUCGUGAGCAGAUGCAGCCUCUUCCGAGAAAUCGGUGACUUCGGCUGGAGCGCGGCCAUAUUGUCACAACAAGCAUCGCAGCACUAAUAUUCGUCUUGUUCGAAGAGAAGACAAUGCCCUGUCGUGAGAGGAGCGAAAGGCUCGGCCAAGCGAAUGCGGGCGCAGUCCAAACGAGCACACAUCUCAGGCAGGAUCGACAGCCUAGCAUGCGCAUCUAGGGACCCUAGCUGCCACACGAGGGCGGCUGGUAGCACCUUGGCGACCGUGCACAGGAACGUGGGAUGAACCCUAAGGGCAUCACCAGACAUCAGUGGUGGAAAUGACCUGCGUGUCUCUCCGCGGACAAAGUCUUGUUAUUGGACGACGCUGAGCCAAUAGCUCUAGCCAUUGUGCUGCUCAUCAACCUGCAGCGAAACUCCCGAUGGAAAAAUCGCUUUCUUGGCAGUGCUGUCUUUUACGGAACCGUUCCGAGCAUGCUGCAAAUUUGCUCAACCCCCUUGCAAGGCACUGUGCGUCGAGAUGCACGUAAAAGUUGACUUGGAAGCGGAAUGUUGACUACGCACUGAGAUCGGGCUCUGGGUAGACGGCGCAUAUCAUCGAAGCAAAACUGACAGGCAGUUGAGAGCGACCAACGUUCGCAAAAGCCGCGGUGAGGACGAUACGGAGCGAGACACAGGGCAAUCUUCAACAGCACUAGAUAGCCCGACCAAGUUCAUGACACACCUCGCGCGAGAACUUAGACCUGCGCACAGCGCGCCAUGAAGCAGCGGAUCAAGGGAAACUUGCCUCACUCGGUCCUAGCACCUGGGAGAACAAGCGCAACUUCUGCGCAUCCAUUGCGAUCAAAGUGCUGUCUUUGUGGUUGCUUAAUACCUUUUGGGGCGCUCUGCUUUUUGGGAUGCGAUUCUAGCACGAGCAAAGGCGGAAGGUGGUUAUCAGUGCAGCCACGCAACAACAGAGCACCAAGCAUCCAUGUGUAGACAGGGCUAAGGACCAUGAUCUCGCGUUCGGGAUCCGAAGCCUCAUCAUCCUCUACAUGCUGCCUGGACAGUAUCGUCACGUUGCAAAGUACUGCCGAAAACUACCAGCCUUCUGAAAUGCCACGCCCAUCAACCAUCCACCGCCCAAUUUCCGGCUGCUUCCAGUUUUCCCGUCUUUCGAUAGAAGCACCACGUGUCUUGGCAGCCGCUAGGUCCGACUCCGGAUUGUCUAGAAUUGAGUCGAAGGUCUAGAAACCAGCAAAGUCAAGUCCAGCCACAAUCAGCACUACGAAAAGCAUGCAUUCUUCUUGUCUUCAUUCUUAACAAUUGCCGAC
This is a messenger RNA of Cercospora beticola, 1974 nucleotides long. The record is from RefSeq and is a predicted model, not a curated record. NCBI's taxonomy places the organism in Eukaryota, Fungi, Ascomycota, Dothideomycetes, Mycosphaerellales, Mycosphaerellaceae.